Molecule: messenger RNA, 1670 nt
Organism: Oryza sativa Japonica Group (Japanese rice)
Lineage: Eukaryota; Viridiplantae; Streptophyta; Magnoliopsida; Poales; Poaceae
Product: FBD-associated F-box protein At5g60610
Molecular function (GO): protein binding
Source: RefSeq, a predicted model, not a curated record
GCUCCUGACUCUUUUGCCCCCCUCCCCUCCCCUCCCCUCCGGAUCCAUCCACGAAAAUCUCCUCCCCCUCCGAUUCCACCGCGCCGCACCGAUGGCACGAACCCCACGCAAGCGCCGCCGCCGCCGCGGCGGAGGGGGCCACGACUACCUCUCCGGCCUCCCCGACGACGUCAUCCUCGCCAUCCUCUCCCGCCUCACGACCCGCCAGGCCGUCACGCUCUCCGCCCUCUCCCGCCGCUUCCGCGUCCUCCCGUCCCAGUUCGGCCGCGUCGACUCCGCGCUCGUCGCCGACCCGGCCCUGCCGCUCCCGUCGCUCCCCGCGCGGCCGUCCUUCAUCCGCCGCCUCUCCUUCGCCCCCCAGACCCGCCGGUUCUCCUCCUCCGCGUUCGGCCGCCUCCUCGACGCCGCCGCCGACCGCGGCCUCUCCGAGCUCGCCGUCCGCCUGCCCCGCAGCGCGUUCCUUCCCCAGAACCUCCUCUCCAUCCGCUCCCUCACCGUGGUCUCCCUCGACUCCUGCGCGCUCCCGCGAUGGUGCCCCGCCGCGUGCCCUGGCCUCCGCACGCUCAAGCUCCACCACGUUGCCAUCCCGCAGCGGAUGAUCAGCGUCAUCCUCAAGGCCGCGCCCGUGCUCGAGACGCUGGAGAUGGUGUACUGCAUGGGAUUCGCCGGCAGCUGCAGUAUGGAGUCCUCCACGGUGAGGAACCUCCUGUUUAAGUCGGCUCUGGAGCAGCGUGAGGUCACGGUGAAAAUGGCGGGUCUGAGGACGAUCACGCUGUACACGCGCCCCAAGGUGCAGUCGGUUCGGCUGGAUCCUGCACCGGAAAUCAGGAAGGCAUACCUGCACAUCGCCAGGCCGCGCGUCAAACUGCAGUUCAGGAUACGGCCGUUCUUGGAUGCUGGCACGGGGUUGACCUGCCUCACGCUCAGGGGCAUGGCCAUCAAGUUGUUGUCAUCUGAAUAUAAAGACACUCCAAACUUGGCUGUACAAUUUGAAGACUUGAGAAUACUGUCAGUGAGCUUGGAUUUCUCAAAUGAAAGAGAACUCAUCUUCCUUCUGAAGCUGCUUGAGAGUUGCCCCAACCUGCAACAGUUGACUCUUUCGGCUGUUGAUGCAAAAGACGACACUGCAUUGCCAAAUUUUGCUGAUCAUGAGGAGAGGCUUUCAAAGUUAUCAUGCCUAACUAAGAGUUUGGAGCAGCUCAAGUUUCUUGGAUUCAGGCCUCAACGGUACCAGAAGGAACUCUUUAUCUUUCUGCUAACUCAAGCAACGAACCUGAAGAAGAUGGCGGUGGAGUUCCCGAAAGACCAAGAAGCUGCUGUGAGGAGAAUUUUGUCAGUGAGGAAAGCCCCCACUCAGAAGAAAACUACCAAGUACAAACAAUACUACUUGGAGUUAGAGUAUCCUGUGGAGCCCAACUGCUCAUAGGGCUCUCAAGUCGCUACAUGACUGGUCUCUCUUGGACAUACAUUCACUCCCUAGACUUUAACCCUUAGGUUGCAAUUCUCUUUACAGAGAUCACACGCCGGAAAAGUUCUUAUUCAUUGGCUUCAGGAUGUAACAAAACAUUUGAGAUGCUUUAUUGCUUCGUGCGUUAUGUAAUUUUCAAUUUUUUGUGUUACAAUGUUAUACAGGGAAGUAUGAGAAUACAUGGGGUUACGAGUACUUAAAA